Daktulosphaira vitifoliae (grape phylloxera) is the source of this 2384-nucleotide messenger RNA. RefSeq names its product ceramide transfer protein (gene cert). The transcript has 9 exons. NCBI's taxonomy places the organism in Eukaryota, Metazoa, Arthropoda, Insecta, Hemiptera, Phylloxeridae. Gene Ontology annotation, molecular function: phosphatidylinositol-4-phosphate binding. Gene Ontology annotation, cellular component: Golgi apparatus. The record is from RefSeq and is a predicted model, not a curated record. Gene Ontology annotation, biological process: ER to Golgi ceramide transport. Bases 154 to 1893 code for a protein of 579 amino acids.
AAAAAUAAUGUAAAAUAUUCAUUGGGUGUGGUUUGAUCGUGGAUUAUCAAAAUUUAAGAAUUUUUACGUUUUCCAACUGUCAUUAUUACAUUAUAUAUGUACUCAUUAUAUAUGUGUUGUGUUAUGUGAAAAAGUAGUAAGGAAUACUAAAAAAUGUCAGAGUGUCCUAUUGCUCAAAUUAACGAAGAUGAUGAAGAUACUCAAGAACGAAGAAUUGAAGUACAAGGUUACCUAAAUAAGUGGACAAAUUUUUUACAUGGAUGGCAGAAACGGUACUUUGUUCUAAAAAAUGGGACACUUCUCUAUUUUAAAUCUGCAUCAGAAACAGAAUAUGGAUGUCGUGGUGCCAUAAGUUUAUUUAAAGCUACUGUGAAGCUUCAUGAAGUUGAUGAUUGUCGAUUUGACAUAUCAUUAAAUGAUUGUGUUUGGUAUUUGCGUGCUGAUUCACCUGCUACCAAAAAUCAUUGGAUUGAUGUUAUAGAUUCAUUUAAAGCGGAAUCUGGUUAUGGCAGUGAAAAUAAUCUGAAGCGUAAUGGUAGUUCACUUUCAAUAUUAUCAUGUAAUAUGUCAACAAUGUCUCCAGUUUUAAAAAAGAACAAAGGUUUGCAAGAUAAACUCAGUGAGUUGACAGCGUUUCGUAAUAUUUUAAUUAAUCAACUUGACAGACUUCAAAUCUACUUUGAUACAUGCUUAGCAGAGUUUGCUUCUUCAAAUGAAGAGUUGUCAAAACACGAAGCAUAUCAAAAAUAUUCAUGUGAAGCUUUAGAUUUUAAAGGUGAAGCAGUAGCAUUUAAAGCAACGUCUUCUGGAAUAAUUGAAAUUCUUAGACAUUGCAUUGAAGUAAUGAAUCAACGAGAAGAAAUGUGGGAAUCUAUGUUGGAAAAAGAAAUUAAUAACCGAAAAGAUUUAGAGGAAGUGGUUAGAACAUUGUCUUUAGUUGAUGGACUAACAGAUCAAGAAAGAGUUCAAGUUCUCUCUGGGGCAGACUUAACUGAACAUUCCACUAUUACUGAUGAUGAAUUUUAUGAUGCUGUUGAGUCUUCUAACGAAAAUUCUACUGAAGAUUCUAAACAAAUAAAAGGUCAAUUAUUACAGCGUUCUAAAAACAAUAAUACUCCUAGCAAAGACAUUAAUUGGGCUUCAUAUAUUAGAGCUGCUGCUACUGAAGCUUCUUUAAAACACCCAUAUUGGCCAGAUAUUGAACAUGUUGUUGCUGAACAAAUUCGAGCAGCACGAAUGGGUCUCGGUAAAGGAGCUUGGCAAUUAUUUGUUGAAGAUGGUGAGAUGCGAAUGUAUAGGAGAGAAGUUGAAGAAGAUGGAAUGGUUGUAGAUCCACUUAAAGCAACACAUCAAGUUAAAGGCAUUACAGGUCGAGAGUUAUUGCAUUAUUUUUUUUAUCCUGAAUAUCGAUAUGAUUGGGAAGGUACACUGGAAACAAUGAAUGUUGUCAAUGAAAUUGCUAAUGAUACAAUAGUUUUUCAUCAAAUUCAUAAACGAAUAUGGCCAGCUGCACAACGUGAUUGUACGUUCUGGUCUCAUCUAACACAUGUUCCUGAUGUAGAUAAUGAAUCUGAAGAUGGACCACAUAUUUGGGCAGUGGUUAAUAAUUCUGUUGAACUACCAUCACAUGUGGCUAAUGAAGGUAAAUUGGUACGUCUUUUUGUUACUAUUAUUCUAAUGGGACAAACAGUGAUAGCACCUGAAACCAAAGAUAAAGAACUAAAACGUGAUGAUAUAACUUGUAAAAUCACCUAUUGUGCUGUUGUCAACCCUGGAGGAUGGGCGCCUUCUACAGUUCUUAGAGCUGUUUACAAAAGAGAGUAUCCAAAGUUUUUGAAAAGAUUUACAGCAUAUGUAAUUGAUAAAACGAAAAACUUACCAAUUAAACUUUAAAUAAACUUAUUCAUUUUACUAUCAAAUGUAAUUUUUCAUAUGUAUUUUUACUGCCAAUUAUUGUAAUUUUUUACUAUUCCAUCUUACUCUAGCUUUUUAUGUUCAUAAUCUUAAUUUUAUAAAUAUUUUAUAUCAAAUAUUAUUUAUUAAAAAUGUUUAUUCCUUAAUUAAAAUUGUAUACCAUCUUUGUUUUAAAAUAUAAUAAUUUAAUAUAUUUGCUUGGUUUAUAUACAGUUAAAUAAUUAAUUUUGCAAAUAUGUUUAUUGACCUAACUAUAAAAUAAAUGUGGUCAACAUAAAGAAAUUUGAUUUGUUUUGGUAAAAUCCAUGUUAUAGUGGUUACCAUGGAAACAAGCUAUCUGUAUAAAAUUUGACAUGUUAUUAUACUAUGUUAAUAAUUUUUGUUAACUUAGUAAGUAAUAUAAUAUAAUAUUAUUUUUACAUAAAUAUCUUCAUGUUUAUAUUUUAUUUUAUAAAUUAUGUGUUUUAAAA